AUGACAAAUGAAGGUUUAAUGUUAAAGGUUUUAUGCAAAAAGAUUCGACCCAAAGAUGUCUGCUUGAGAAAUGAUUACCUUAACAAAUUACAAGUAGAUAAAAAGCAAUCGAAAACUUUAUUUAAACGUUACGAAAAUGAAAAUUUCAAUGAAAAAAAGAAGUCGUGGUUCGACAUUUCUACAUGUAAAAUUUGUGAUAAAGACAUUAAGAUCAAAAUUUGCAAAAUCGUCGAUGUCGAAUCAUUUGCUUUUACACAGCCUGUAGAUCCCGAUGAUGUAACAAAACGAUACUGA
Messenger RNA from Clunio marinus, 294 nucleotides. The record is from the annotation of a GenBank genome assembly. Lineage: Eukaryota; Metazoa; Arthropoda; Insecta; Diptera; Chironomidae.